AGGCUGCUUGGGCCGCAGAAGCAGCUUCAGCGAGCAGCAGGGCAGGUUGUCCAAGUGGGGAGAGAGGUGAGGGCUGGCGGUCCAGGGGACGGGAGGAGUCAGAAGUCACGAGAGUAAAUAUUUCCUAAAGAAGGAAACCGAGGCCCAGAGAGGGCGAACGACGUGUUCAGAAUCACACAGUGAGCCAGAGAGGACACCUGCAGCCACGUAGGGUAGUGGAGGGAGGGCAGUAUCCUCAAGACUCUUCCGUAAGCAGCAAAGUAGCCCUCCACAAGGUCUUUCUGUCACAGAGCUGAUGGAGACAGUUAAUGGAGUUUCCAAGAUGAGCAUUGCACAUGAAAUUGUGGUGAACCAGGAUUUCCAUAUGGAAGAGAUGGCCUUAUCUCCAGAUAGUCUGGAAAGCAAGAUUAAGGAGACAAUGCACAAUGCUUUCUGGGACCAUCUUCGAGAACAGCUGUCAGCUGUUCCUCCGGAUUAUACUUAUGCUCUACAGCUUCUAAAAGAAAUCAAAGAGAUUUUGUUAUCGCUGCUCCUUCCUCGCCAGAACCGCCUAAAAAGUCAGAUUGAAGAAGUGAUGGAUAUGGAGCUACUUAAGCAGGAAGCUGAUCAUGGAGCAUUGGAUGUGUCUCAUCUGUCCACCUACAUCCUGAGCAUGAUGACAAUGCUUUGUGCACCAGUUCGAGAUGAAGAGGUUCAGAAACUUGAGAGCAUAUCAGAUCCUGUGCAGUUACUGAGGGAAAUAUUCCAUGUUCUAGGCCUGAUGAAAAUGGACAUGGUGAACUUCACCAUCCAGAGCAUACGACCACAUCUGCAGGAGCACUCAAUCCAAUAUGAACGGGCCAAAUUCCAGGAGCUUCUCCAGAGGAUGCCUAACUUCCUGGAUCACACCACAAAGUGGCUAAGCCAAGCAGCUACUGAAGUUAUGACACCCCCUCCACCCCCCUAUGACCCUCCCGAGCAAAUCACUUCUUCACCUGCAGAUGAGACAAUGAAAGACAAUCCUAUAAGCCCCUCAAUGGUGUUAAAUCAGGGUUACAUGAAUCUUCUUCACUGGGAUCCUGACAAUGAGGAAUUUCCCGAGACUGUGAUGAUGGACAGAACCCGGCUGCAGGAGAUUCAGUGCCAGUUAAAUCAGCUGACCAUUUUGGCCUCCGUAUUGCUAGUAGCCAACAGUUACUGUGGCCCUAAGUUACUGGGUUCACCUCAAUUUGUAGACAGACUGAAACAAAUAAUCAAAGUCCUCUUGGAGGGAAAUCAGUCAAGGCUCAAUGAGGCCUUGCUGAGUAUAAGUGACCAAGUGCUUCAGGAAAUACAGCAGGCCCUUGUGGACCUGAAUCUUCCUGCUUUAAGCAAAGAAAAUGCGGCUUCCCUGUCAGGCCAGAUCCACAGUGUGGCCAAGGAGGACAACUGCGUCCGCAGCAUCAUUGAUCAACGGAUCCGUUUGUUUCUCAAAUGCUGCCUGAUCCGGGGAGUGCAGCCUUCUCUGAGGGAUCUCCCUGGAGGCAUUACUCCUAUUGAAGAGGAGCUGGCAGAAAUGGGCCAAAGGUUUUCCUGCCUGAUACAUCACAACCAACAAGUGUUUGGGCCCUACUAUGCUGGCAUCUUAAAAAAAGUGCUCUACUCUCCACAAGAGUCGGAAGCAAGCGUGGAUUCUAUCUGACAUCUCGAGGGGAACGCCCUGAUGUGGGGCGGGGAAGAGAAGAGAGCUCUUUGUCCGUUGCCUGUGGCUGGCAUGACAGCCACAUCUCCUCUUCCCCCCACUGCAGCCAGAACACCAAGGCUGCAUGUGAACACCAAGCUGCCUGAGCCCUUUUUACCAAUAAAUUUCUGAGCUGCAAGAAUCA
Messenger RNA from Sarcophilus harrisii (Tasmanian devil), 1844 nucleotides. RefSeq names its product t-complex 11 (gene TCP11). Gene Ontology annotation, biological process: regulation of sperm capacitation. The transcript has 9 exons. Lineage: Eukaryota; Metazoa; Chordata; Mammalia; Dasyuromorphia; Dasyuridae. The record is from RefSeq and is a predicted model, not a curated record. Gene Ontology annotation, cellular component: sperm flagellum; acrosomal vesicle. The coding region runs from base 296 to 1660 and encodes 454 amino acids.